Molecule: messenger RNA, 1806 nt
Organism: Serendipita indica DSM 11827
Lineage: Eukaryota; Fungi; Basidiomycota; Agaricomycetes; Sebacinales; Serendipitaceae
Source: the annotation of a GenBank genome assembly
AUGUCUACCCAAAGGUCAGACAGGACAAAUAAAUGGUAUAGGAGUGUAAAUUCAUCUCGAUACUCGUCUAUCGCUGAGGUUUCGUCAAGCAAGAAGCAUCAAGUGUAUGAUACGGUCAAUGUCGGUCUCGAUGUGGUGGCGAAUGUAACCGAGGGUUCAGAUAUACUUGCUCCUCUCAAAGCAGCUUGUAAAACUGCGAAGUCGGUCCUCGAAAUUAUGCGGACGAUAGAGAGCAAUCAGGAGGAAUGGACAGACCUGACGCGACGUUUGGAAGAAUACAUUAUCGCACUCGAGGAACAGAUCGCCUUAAUCGAAAAAUACCCGCCAGAGGACAGGGCCAUCCAUGAGGCCAUCAAGCGACCGCUCACCCACUACAUCGAGCUCCUGAAAGGGAUGCAACAAACAGUAGAUAAUCUGCAGGAGAAACGUAGCCGCAGGAAAUUCGGCCUGUUUAAAUCAAUGUCUAAAGUGAGGACUGAUGCAGAGGAGAUCCGUAGAUUCAAUCGGGAUAUUGAGGACCGACAUAGACAGUUGAUUAGCGCACUGACUCUUUUCAUCGCGUUACGCAUUCAGGCGAUGGAAGAGACUUCCAAAGCCAGUAUGGAAAAAAUCAAGGCGGAAGCCGACGCCGCUGCAAUACUUCAGUUGCCAAUUGUAGACUUCGCCGCAUCCUCAGUUCAUAGUCCUUGCAUGGAAGGAACGCGGGAGACCGUUCUGGAAAUGAUCCGGCACUGGGCCCUGGAUGAGCGGUCGGACAAGCCAAUAUUUUGGCUUUGUGACAUCGCUGGCUCUGGUAAAUCCACCGUCGCAAUCUCCGCGUUAGAAGCAUGGCAGAGGGAAGGAGCGCUAGGCGGCCGAUUCUUCUUCUCCAUAGCCAGUAGCGAGGGAUCCACGACCGACAAAUUCUGCUCGACCAUUGCAAGAAACCUUGCACAUUACAUUCCCCAGCUUACGCAGCAUAUCGCUGAUGCCAUCAAGCGCAAUCCGUCUUUCAUGCAAAACUCUCUUGGAGAGCAGUUUCAGAUGCUCGUCACUGGUCCUCUCCUUCAUUGGCAGCAGCGUGUGAUCCUCGUCAUCGACGCUGUUGACGAAUGUAAAUCUGGAUCGCAGCGGAAACAGCUUCUCGAAACACUUUGCACAGCUGCUCGAGAGUGCAAGAUCCUGAAGAUAUUCAUGACAAGUCGACCGGAUCCUGUCAUUCAAUCGACCUUGGGGUCCCUCUCAAUCAAGGCGAAAUUGGAGGACCGUCUCCACGAUGUCAGCCAUUCAGAUAACGUUGAUGACAUCGCCACCUAUAUAAAUCGAUCGUUAGACGGAGUUCUACCUCCUGACAGAAGGCAGCGGCUGGUCGAAAAGGCCAGAGGACUGUUCAUCUGGGCGAGUACUGCGUGCCGAAUGCUGAACAGCGAAGCUACCUGGGACACCCCCGAGAAUACCUAUGAUUGCCUAAUCUCAGUGGACAAGGCGGGAGAUAUAGACGACGUAUAUAGCCUGAUCUUCGAGCGGAUAGACCCAAAGGCUCAAGAACCUAUGUGUAAAGUGGUUGCUCUCCUCCUCGCGGCAUUCGACCCGCUCACUGCCAAUGAGCUGCAGGACAUUCUCACGCAUGUCAAAGUGCGUGGAAGUGUCAAGGCGUUGGUACAGAAUCUGGGAAGCGUAUUGAGUAUGGACCCAAAUACAAAAUUAAUCCAAUUUCGGCAUCCCACCUUUGUCGAAUACCUUCGGCGAUGCUCCAUGGCCCCAGCUAUCAAUAGAGUCUCUAUCAAACUCGGACGCGCAUGGGCAAGCAGCAUCUUGGUGUCUUAA